Messenger RNA from Aspergillus homomorphus CBS 101889, 1017 nucleotides. RefSeq lists its product as uncharacterized. The record is from RefSeq and is a predicted model, not a curated record. The transcript is spliced from 4 exons. NCBI's taxonomy places the organism in Eukaryota, Fungi, Ascomycota, Eurotiomycetes, Eurotiales, Aspergillaceae. Bases 1 to 1017 code for a protein of 338 amino acids.
AUGGUAUAUGUCGCGGUCUCUGUUCUGGGCCUGAUCGAAGCAUCGAUCAGUCUCAUCGGCCAGCUCCACGAUGCCUACAAGCGGCAAAAGGAGCACGCCAACUUUCUCGAGGGAUACGAGGAAGAGCUCAAAAGCGCCAAAGGCAUCAUCCAGGUGGUCGCGGACGAAGCAGACCUCCAGACCGCGGAAAUGUCCUCUCAGCUGGUGAGGAUGGAGGCGCUGGUUCAGAAAUUGGUCGGCCUUCUUCGGAGCCUAUCUUCUGAGAACAAGAGCGUUGCGCGGCAGUUCUUCCAUCAGCUGACGCAGGGCUCCAAGGACGAGAAGGCGCUGUCGGGCCUGGUCGACCAGAUCUACCGGGCCAAGACCGAUCUGAUCGUGUUGGCUCAGGUUGCUGGGGUCGGUUUGGUGCGCACAACCGACAACAGCAUAGCAGCAAACACCGAGAUCAUCCAUCGAGUCGACCGGCAUAUCCAAGAAGUGCUUGGGGAGGGUCGUGGGUUGAAGGUUGGUACUUUGAUCGGUGAGGAUGCUAAAGCCGGCAGUAGCGAGACGCGCGAAGUCCCCUUGAGCCGUGAAGACGUGGCAGCCAUGAUGGGUGCACAACCUGGCACGGAGCGGAUCAUAGAAAACAACCUCACGCAGCAGCAAGCCCUCCAAAUCAAUGGGCCGGUGGGAGAGGACCGAUGGAAGUCGAUUAGCCGCUUGGUAUUUAGAACAGAACAAGGCGACCGGAGCGAGUACCCAGGUAAACUAUCCGGUGUCGUCCUCGACGUCCUAUCUCCUUCUGGUGAAUCAUUUGAUCAAGGGUCCUCCAUGACGAACAACAAUGGUCAGAGCUUUAUGGACCAAGCCAGGAACAUGAUGGGCAACAACAACAACAACAACAAUCAGGGUAUUAUGGACCAGCCCAGAAACAAGGCUAAUGAGACGAUGAACCAGGCAGGCAACAUGAUGGGUAGAACGCAGGACUCUGCUAAGGAUACGUUGUCGGAGACGGAGUCAAAGGCCGAUCACUAA